GUUUAGACGUCUUUCAGCGUUUUGCUUGCCUCAAGGCAGAGGGAAUCGCAGAUCGUUCUCUCUGGAGAGACGACGUCUACCAUAAAUCACAAAGCCAUGGAAUUCGAAUUCCGGCGUCGCGACUAUGGAGCUGAGCAUGAAUCUCGACUCCUUCCUCGUUCUCGAGCUCACAAGCACCCUCUUUCCUCCGCACUUGAUUCUCGUCAACCACAGGCUAGAACUGUCAGAGGUAGCGAUCUUGACUUCUUUGAUCCAUUGAGGGGAUUGGAUGUGAAUGCUUCAGAAGAAGAAAACGUUGAAGAACCUUCUUUAUCAAUGGAAGCUGUAACUCAGGACCUCAUAAAGGAGUGGAAAUCUCUUAAAAGAAUCUUGGUGCAGCGGUUUCCUGUCUCCAAAGUGAUUUCAUUUUCUCCAAUAUCGAGUAUAAUAAUGAAAGGUUCCAAAGGUAUGGUCCUUUUCUGCUUUGCUCAUUCAACAGUUGAAAACCCUUCCACUCUUUCACAUUUAGACGAAGCAGGCAGCGAACAAACUUCUCUGGAAGAAACUGCCAAAAUCAUCAACCAACAAGACUAUCUAGCCAAAGUACACGAGCUAAGAGAUGGAAUAACUUGCGCUUGGCAGGCUGAAGAUCGAGUAACAUCAUUGAAGUUAUCGAUAAAGGUCACAAAACUUCUGAUGGACACAACAGUUUUGCAGUUUUAUCCUACAGUCUUUGUCAUUGUCACUGACAUGCUAGAUAUGCUUGGGGAUAUGGUGUGGGAACGGAUCAAAGAGAAAGCAGAACAUGAUGUAGAUGGAACAGUGAUCUGCACCUUAUUGAAUGAUUUUCAAGCAAGUGAUAUCUGCCUCGAAGCAAGAGAGACUUGCUAUAAUUGGUUUUGCAAAGUUGGUUCUGUACGAGAACUUCUCCCUCGCAUUUACCUGGAGCUUGCGAUUUUACCUUGCUGGCGUUUCCUCAUUAAUCAACCCGUGGAAGUUCUUGAUCGUUUAGUCAUGAUGGUGAGAGGUCUUGCAGAUCCACUGGCAUCAUUGUAUUGUCGUCUUUAUAUGGUGCAUCGUAUGCAGAAGUUAGGUUUCUACAAUUCAGGAUAUCUAAUCAAAUGCAUCAAGGAUAUUGAAGAUGUAUUGGCGCCUGUUAUAGUGGACACGGACGGGUUUUCCUAUAUUACAGAUGACAAAAAGUUGCUUUUUAGCUUGAUGGAACCACCCAUUGAGUAUAUAUUGAAAUGCUUAUUGCUGACUGGACGUCAGGAGAACAUUGUCGAGGGGAUUCUUGAGGAGCUUGGAUUUGGAAGGAAUAAAUCUUACUCGUCCACCAACUCGUCACAUGCGUCCAUUUUACUUCAUCAUCUACUCAAAGAACUUCCAUCUGAAUUAGUUAGUUCAAAAGCUAUGGAGAUCCUGCAUAUGAUUAAAUGCAGCAAUGAUUGUUCCUUUAGUCAGAUUUUGAAUUACAGGUUACUUGGAAAUAGAUUGUAUGAAGGGAAAUCUCAAGCAGGUGUUCUCAGUUCACUCAUCGAUGAAGUUAUUCAGGCUGCUUCUCAGUAUCAUACGCUGUAUGACUACUUAAGAAUUAUGGACGCAUAUGUGGACCUGUUGUUGCAAAACAAGAUGGAAAAUCAUCUGGAUGCUCUCUUGGAUGAUAUUGUAACUCUAGCUCGCGACAAGUUUCUUUCUGAAGAAGAACAAGCAAGCUUGCAAUCCAUAAUUUUGAAGCUGCUCUCUUAUUUUGAGGACUUGCAAGAAGUACUUUCUCUGAAUCAUUUCAUCGAGAUUUUGGAUCUAAUGUCUGGAGCUUCAAAGAGAAGUGUUAAUAUGCAUCUUCUUAACAUGGGUACUAGGAACGGCUGCAUAUGUGAUCCAGCAACAGUGCAAUUGCUUUUCGAAGUUUCUCAGACUCUUUAUGAUGCUACAGAUUUUGUGAACAUAAAAGAUGAUGACAACCGACAAACAGCACAUUUGAUUUCUCGUUUUGUUGAGAUGGUUGAUUAUGGGGCAGAAAUGGAACGCCAUUUGAUGUUUUUAGCGGAGUGUCGUGAGGCCUUUAAUGGGAUACAUGAACUUAAGGAGACACUUGUCCGUUCAAGCAACACGUUGGCUGUAAAAGCACUAAAAUCAGGAAAGAAGCAUAUACACUUUGUAAAAUCUUGCCUAGCAUUCAGCGAAGUUACCAUUCCAUCUAUUUCAACUCCCACAAAACACUUAAAUCUUUAUCUCGAAACUGCUGAGGUUGCCCUUUUAGGUGGUUUGAUUUCUCAUUCCGAUGGACUGGUCAGGUCAGCUGUUGAGUGUCUAGAGAAUGUAGCGCCUACAGAUGGUUUAAAAUCAAUUGAUGCGGACAGUAUGGCCUCCGUGGUAUGCAAAUUGUGCAGCUUCUUGGUAAUGGUCCCAGGUAAUCCUGAGAAAGGCGUGAUGGAGAUCCUUAAGAGCAUCUUUUCUGCUACUUGCUCUAGUUCAUGGUAUGUUUCUCCGAAGGACUAUACUAACCUAGAUGCGCAUAUUGAGGCAAUGCCGAGACUGAAGGUGAAGAUAUUCUGUGCCAUAGUUUUACUCUCGUCAACACUUUCUCAAGAUAAUCUUCCUUACCGUUCUGCCAAUCCAGAGAUAAUUGGAAAUGAUAUGCUGUUCUUUGGUGAUGCAUCAUACAAGAACGAACUUGUCUCGUGCUCUCAGCUAGUUCUACAAGAACUUGUAAACGCUAUUGAACAAGAGUCUUCGCAGAUUGCUCGCGGGAACAUGGCUCUUGAAGCUUGCAAUUGCAUAUCAUCAGCACUAAUUGUACCGUUUUUUUAUGAAUCAGAAAGUCUCACAACUUUGCUUGAGACUAGUGGAAAUAGCAAAAGGAUGUUUGGGUGACAAGGACAGGUACCUCGAAUCCACUAAGAAAUCACUAAAAUUAUGAUACAUUGUGUUUACCGAAUGAAUAUUAAAUUGUGCCCGUGUGACAUUGUCGAGUGUUAGCGGUUUCAACCGCAUGAGUGUAGUAAUGUGAACCGCGUCUUUACCGCGUUUUACGGCGUCAAGCGUUUUCAACCGCAUUUUUAAUCUCAACUGUGUCCAAAUCGCGUCUUGAACCACAAUUUUGUUUUUACAUUGGGUUAUUAUAAAGGGCCGUUGUUAUUUGAUGGGCCGAGAUAUGUCUAUUUAUGGGAUCCAAGCACGAACACCCUUGAUUGUUUAUUAUUAUCUGCCCUCUUGUGUCAAUAGAUACAUCUUUUGGAA
This is a messenger RNA of Thlaspi arvense, 3222 nucleotides long. Lineage: Eukaryota; Viridiplantae; Streptophyta; Magnoliopsida; Brassicales; Brassicaceae. The record is from the annotation of a GenBank genome assembly.